This is a messenger RNA of Calypte anna (Anna's hummingbird), 1119 nucleotides long. RefSeq names its product ankyrin repeat domain 33 (gene ANKRD33). The transcript is spliced from 4 exons. NCBI's taxonomy places the organism in Eukaryota, Metazoa, Chordata, Aves, Apodiformes, Trochilidae. The record is from RefSeq and is a predicted model, not a curated record. Gene Ontology annotation, molecular function: protein binding. Bases 70 to 1119 code for a protein of 349 amino acids.
GAGAGACUGGAAAGAGGGGUCAGCAGGAGUGAGGCCACGGAGCUGGACAUCAACGGGAGGAACGGGCUGAUGGUCGCCUGCUAUAAGGGCUUUGUGGACAUCGUGCCCCUGCUGCAGAAGUGCCCCUACAUAAAUGUGAACCAGCAGGACAAGGAUGGGAACACGGCCCUGAUGAUUGCAGCCCAGGCAGGACACAUCACCAUUGUCAACUACCUCCUCAACUACUACCCCAUGCUGGAGGUGGACAAGAGGGACCACCGGGGCCUGACAGCACUGAUGAAGGCAGCGGUGCAGGGCCGGCAGGACUGCGUGACCGCCCUGCUCCUGGCUGGAGCAGACCUCCAAGCUGCAGAUCCCAUCAAAGGGAAGACAGCCAGGGAGUGGGCGUCCUUCACCGGGCGCUUCGAGACGAUCGUGCGGAUCCGGAGCCUCCUGAGGCACCCACGGGCGGAGCAGUUCAGCACCCGGUACCGACCCGAGUGGCCAGCCCUGCCUGAGCUGGUGGCCAAAGCCAUAAGUCCCAAAUCCCGGGGGAAGAGGCUGGCUGAGAAGAUCCAAUCCGUGUUCACCUUCAACAUCCCCCGCGACCCAGAGGAGGACGGUGUGAUGGACCACAUGGUGAGGAUGACCACCUCCCUUGCCAGCCCCUUCGUGGCCACUGCUUGCCAAACCAUCUGCCCUGACAGCCCCCCCGAGGUGGGGAAACGGAGGUUGUCUGUGCCAGAGAUCCUGGGGCAACACGUGCUGGAUCCAGAGGAUGAGACAGAAUCCAGCUCCUGCUCCUCCAGCCUGGCCUCUUGCAAUGGCCAAGUGAUGUCGGAAAUUCGGCUCCUGCCUCCACGCCAACCCCCCGGGGGCUUCCUGAGCUUCCUGCCCCGGCGCUUGAGGUUUGGAAAUAUGAUCUUCCCUGCAGAACCUGUCCCCAAAAUCAAAGUGAGCAAAGACUCCUCCCCCGGGGCCCCUUCCAAGGAGCACAGGAGGCGUGGGAAGGACAAGCACCUCCUGCAGCCCCCCAAGUGGAAGUACAAAGAGCUGAAGGAGGAGAAGAAAGCAGCCAAGAAAGAGGAGAAAAAGAAGAAAGAGGGGGAGAAAAAGAAGAAAGAGGGGAAGAAAAGUUAA